ACCAACCACAAUCGUUACAAAUACACUUGAUACAUUUUCGUUGCCGUGUAUGUACCGCUGGAGCCUGAGAAAGCUGUUGCGCGAAUCUAGGCACAGCAGGCUUGGAUGAGGGGCUCUUCGUCAGGCAGACAUGCCCGUCAGCAAGUCCAUACCGGAGAUCACUUUGUCCAAUCCAAAGCUUUAUCUGAAUCAAACCACCUCACCAUAACAACCUCACCCAACCCAAUACAAACCCAAACAACCAAAGCAGCAAUGUCCGGAAUGCACUCCACCUUCUCCAGCUCCAUCACCGGCGACAGCCGCCACAGCUACGCUCUUCUCUCCGCGAUACAACAGGGCUCAAAAGCUUCGAGCUCCUCCUCCUCCGCCUCCCCCUACCAAAAGGAUACCGAUAUCGCCUCAAUCUCGAGCUUCGGCAGCUCCGCUUCCCUUCUCAAGAGCAAACUGAACAAGCACUCCGGCGCAACAAAAUCAUCAUCACCCUCCUCGUCAUCAUCAUCUAAAAAGUCUUCGUCUCUGAUUUCCCGCCAACGGGCCGCCGAGGACGCGAAUACUCAAAUCAUGAACUCGCAGGCCGCAUUCUGGCCCUCGUCUAUUCGCCACGACCUGUAAGGAGCCAUUCUGGCAACAGCACCAUCUCAUUAGGAAGGUUCGAUUACGAUGAAACCAAAUCAGAAAGCGGCGGCGGCAAAGAAACUGUCAUGUUUCGAGGGGGUGGCGCCGCCAUGUUUAUAUGAUGGAAAUUACAGGAGUUAUGGGAGUUGGGUUCUUACACAUUAGACGGCCGUGCUGAAAUAGCGGCCAUUCGGAUGGAGUCUUCCUGGAUAAAAUUGUUCCUUACGAUGUUUGAGGUCUUCGACAUCAGAAAUUGCUGAAACAUUCGGUUUCCUAUUUAUGU
This is a messenger RNA of Colletotrichum godetiae, 898 nucleotides long. RefSeq lists its product as uncharacterized. The record is from RefSeq and is a predicted model, not a curated record. NCBI's taxonomy places the organism in Eukaryota, Fungi, Ascomycota, Sordariomycetes, Glomerellales, Glomerellaceae. The transcript has 2 exons. The coding region runs from base 106 to 612 and encodes 168 amino acids.